Messenger RNA from Brassica rapa (field mustard), 2529 nucleotides. RefSeq names its product cyclin-dependent kinase 11B. NCBI's taxonomy places the organism in Eukaryota, Viridiplantae, Streptophyta, Magnoliopsida, Brassicales, Brassicaceae. The record is from RefSeq and is a predicted model, not a curated record.
GAAUAUAUGUAUAUUUUUCAAUCAAUUUAUGAUAUAAAUCAAUUUUGAAUUAUUAUUUUGAUUAGAAAUAUGUAUAUAAAGUUUAAAUUUUGUUUUAUGGUUAGUUUAGAAAAAAAAGUUUUAGGCAAUUAGAUUGACUCAUUUUAAAACUGGCUCAAAUAGAUAGUUUCUUAUAAUAUGAUGGACUUUCAAUUUUUCUUAAUAACAUAAGCCCAUUACUUUUUUGCUUAAUAAUACUAUCCUUAUUUUCAAACAAAGGUAAUGGUUAUUGAAAAAUAGUUUAGUAAAAAUUCAUUUUUGAAUAUAUGUAUAUUUUUCAAUUAAUUUAUGAUAUAAAUCAAUUUUAAAUUAUUAUUUUGAUUUGAAAUAUGUAUAUAAAGUUUAAAUUUUAUUUUAUGGUUAGUUUAGAAUAAAAAGUUUAAAUGAUUUGAUUCAUUUUAAAACUGAUCCAAAUAGAUAGUUUCUUAUAAUAUGAUGGACUUUCAAUUUUUCUUAAUAACAUAAGUCCAUUGUUUUUUUGCUUAAUACUACUAUCUUCAUUUCCAAACAAAAGUAAUAUUUUUUUAAAAGACUACAAUCCAUGUUACCAAACACUCUUAUUUUUUAAACUCAUAUACAUGUUUCCAAACAUUCUCAUUUUGUACUUCAGUUUUAAUAAGAUAGAUAAUAAUAAAUAUUAAUUAUUAUUCCUGAUUCGAAAAACCUUUACGGACGUCGGAUGUUUAGUAUGAAUGAUUUUAUCAAAUCAUACAAUUUAGGCAAUUAAACCCUCUCUUAAAGGAUCACUCGUCCUUCUGUGUUAAGCUUGGUGCUCUAGAAAUGGGGAAAAAAAAGAAACCCAAAGCGGACGAAGCUGACGUGACGGCAGAAAGAGAAGGUGUGAAUCAAGAAUCUCAAAGGACUGGAAUAGGGAGAAAGAGACACGGCGAAGCUGACGUGAGAGCAGAGAGAGAAACUCCAAAGCAGAAAACUCAAAGGACUGAAAUGGGGAGAAAGAAACACAACGAAGCUCACGUGAUGGCAGAGAGAGAAGCCGUGAAUCAAGAAUCUCAAAGGACUGAAAUGGGGAGAAAGAGACACAACGAAGCUCACGUGACUGCAAAAAGAGAAGCCCCAAAGCAGAAAACUCAAAGGACUGAAAUGGAGAGAAAGAAACACAACGAAGCUCACGUGAUGGCAGAGAGAGAAGACGUGAAUCAAGAAUCUCAAAGGACUGAAAUGGGGAGAAAGAAACACAACGAAGCUCACGUGAUGGCAGAGAGAGAAACCGUGAAUCAAGAAUCUCAAAGGACUGAAAUGGAGAGAAAGAGACACAGCGAAGCUGACGUGAGCACAGAGAGAGAAGCCCCAAAGCAGAAAACUCAAAGGACUGAAAUGGGGAGAAAGAGACACAGUGAAGCUCGCGUGACGGCAGAGAGAGAAGUCGUGAAUCAAGAAUCUCAAAGGACUGAAAUAGGGAGAAACAGACACAGCGAAGCUCACGUGAUGGCAGAGAGAGAAGCCGUGAAUCAAGAAUCUCAAAGGACUGAAAUGGGGAGAAAGAGACACAUCGAAGCUCACGUGACUGCAGAAAGAGAAGCCCUAAAGCAGAAAACUCAAAGGACUGAAAUGGGGAGAAAGAGACACAUCGAAGCUCACGUGACUGCAGAAAGAAAAGCCCCAAAGCAGAAAACUCAAAGGACUGAAAUUGGACAGGGAAGUGGUGGGAGCGGUUAUGGUGAUGGCGGAUACAGUAGCCGAUGUCCAGAUAACUCAGGUGAUGUUGUUCCCCAAAGACAUGAGCUGCAAGAAGCUGACUUGCUGAAACGUAAAAUGAUGUUGAUUUGGGAUUAUGAGAAUUCGAAAAUUCCUACAGAAUUGGACCACAAUUUAGCUCGCCAGUUGAUCAUUAAAAAGCUGUUAGAUGCUGGCUUCAGCCGAAAAUGGACGGCAUCAUAGUAUACUAUGCCAACCAAUAUAAAAGACCGACAGCUAGUGUGACACUGGGCAACCAAGCUUCAGAUAUAGCUAUGACAAUGUGGACAGAAGAUUGGCUUGAGGAUCAUACUGAGCCCCAUAACGUCACGUUCAUCUCUGGCGAUGGUGGCUUCAGCAAGACUCUAGAUCUUUUGACUGAAGCGGGUCAUUUGGUGGUUCUGGUUACAAACGAAAGGGAAAAAGAUCUACGUGCUUACCUUCAGUGGACGAUGAGAGAGUGUCUCAGUCUCCCACCUGACCGAGUCUCCAAGAAUCCUAGUGAAGCAAAACAAGCCACCGUAAGAAAGUUAGAAGUAGAGCUCAUUUGAAAACUCUUCGUAAGAGUAGAGUUCGGGCUAGGAAGGAGGAACUAGAGAAAGCAAAGACCGAUUUCGUACCAAAGAGCAUUGUACAGCUGCCUGAUGGAUCUGUCCAGAUUUCCAUUGCAUUGGAAAACCAUACGCAGAAGACAGUAAUCAGAAGUAUUGAUGAUGAUUGUGUAUCAGUUGUUGGAGUUGACGAUAUGGGAACUAACAAGGAGAUCAUGGAAGAUUUAGGAAGGAAGAUUGGUAA